Pan troglodytes (chimpanzee) is the source of this 2185-nucleotide messenger RNA. It is a transcript of the gene PSCA, whose product is annotated as prostate stem cell antigen. The transcript is spliced from 3 exons. Gene Ontology annotation, cellular component: plasma membrane. Lineage: Eukaryota; Metazoa; Chordata; Mammalia; Primates; Hominidae. The coding region runs from base 1221 to 1592 and encodes 123 amino acids. The record is from RefSeq and is a predicted model, not a curated record.
UGAGGGGUCACUCAAGGUCCUGAGGGUAAAGCACCUAGCCCAGGGCUCAGCCCACACUGAAUGCCCCAUAAAUGAAGGCCCGUCCAACAGGGUCUCCUCCCCAGGGAGGCUGUCCCCUGUGUCAACAAAGAGCCAAACUCUGUAAAAUAUUUGAAGACAUUUAUUCUGAGCCAAAUAUGAGGGAUCAUGACCUGUGACACAGCCCCCAGGAGACCCUGAGAACAUGUGCCCAAGGUGGUCAGUGCACAGCUUGAUGUUACCCAUUUUAGGGAGACAUGAGACAUCAAUCAAAUAUAUUGAAGAUAUACAUGGGUUUAGUCCAGAAAGGUGGGCAACUGGAACUGGGGGCUUCCAGGUUAUAGGUGAAUUUAAACAUCUUCUGGUUGGCAAUCGGUUGCAAGAGUUAUCAAUAGAAAGGAAUGUCUGGGUUAUACGGGGUUGUGGAGACCAGGGCUUUAUCAUCAGAUGAAGCCUCCAGGUAGCAGGCUUCCGAGACAAUAGAUGGUAAAUGUUUCUCAUCAGACUGAAGGCCUGUGUUGAUGUUAACGCUGGCUGUUCCAGAGUUCUGAAGGGAGGAGGGAUAAUGAGGCUAUCCAACCCUUUGCUGUCAUGGCCUGAACUAGUUUUUCAGGUUAACUUCAGAAAGCCCUUGCCAAGAGGAGGGUUCCACUCAGAUGGCUGGGGGGCCUUAGAAUGUUACUUUUGGUUUACACCGGAACAGCGCCUGCCCCUGUCCUUUGCAGCACCUGCUAAUGAUCUGUCAGUGACGCUGUGACCAAGGCUCAUCACCCUGCCGGCCGUGGGCCCCAGAGGGCGGCACAGCUUCUAUAGGAGCACGGGGCCCAGGGAGGAGCCCUCAUCCUUGGCUGGAAGGCCGAGGCCUGGAGGAGUCUGGAGAAAGGGUCUCCCUUGUCUGGCCUUGCACUGUGAGGUGGGGGAGGUGGGAGAGGCAUAAUCUGGGUCUUGAGGACGUUUCAGCCCUCAGCCCGGGGUGGCUGAGAUAUGGCCCUGGGUAGGCUCUGUCCUCCAGAGGUGGAAAGAAGGACAAAGGGAGAGGGAGGUGCAGGUCGCUCAGGGAGGAGACUCGGACCUGCCCAGCCCCGGGGCCCUCACUGGCUCCAGGAAACCCGCUGGUGUUGACUGUGGGCAGUCCAGCCUCUCCCCAUUUGAGGCCAUAUAAAGUGACCUGAGGCCCUCUCCACCACAGCCCACCAGUGACCAUGAAGGCUGUGCUGCUUGCCCUGUUGAUGGCAGGCUUGGCCCUGCAGCCAGGCACUGCCCUGCUGUGCUACUCCUGCAAAGCCCAGGUGAGCAACGAGGACUGCCUGCAGGUGGAGAACUGCACCCAGCUGGGGGAGCAGUGCUGGACCGCGCGCAUCCGCGCAGUUGGCCUCCUGACCGUCAUCAGCAAAGGCUGCAGCUUGAACUGCGUGGAUGACUCACAGGACUACUACGUGGGCAAGAAGAACAUCACGUGCUGUGACACCGACUUGUGCAACGCCAGCGGGGCCCAUGCCCUGCAGCCGGCUGCCGCCAUCCUUGCGCUGCUCCCUGCACUCGGCCUGCUGCUCUGGGGAUCCGGCCAGCUAUAGGCUCUGGGGGGCCCCGCUGCAGCCCACACUGGGUGUGGUGCCCCAGGCCUCUGUGCCACUCCUCACACACCCGGCCCAGUGGGAGCCUGUCCUGUUUCCUGAGGCACAUCCUAACACAAAUCUGACCAUGUAUGUCUGCACCCCUGUCCCCCACCCUGACCCUCCCAUGGCCCUCUCCAGGACUCCCACCCGGCAGAUCGGCUCUAGUGACACAGAUCUGCCUGCAGAUGGCCCCUCCAACCCUCUCUGCUGCUGUUUCCAUGGCCCAGCAUUCUCCACCCUUAACCCUGUGCUCAGGCACCUCUUCCCCCAGGAAGCCUUCCCUGCCCACCCCAUCUAUGACUUGAGCCAGGUCUGGUCCAUGGUGUCCCCCGCACCCAGCAGGGGACAGGCACUCAGGAGGGCCCAGUAAAGGCUGAGAUGAAGUGGACUGAGUAGAACUGGAGGACAGGAGUCGACGUGAGUUCCUGGGAGUCUCCAGAGAUGGGGCCUGGAGGCCUGGAGGAAGAGGCCAGGCCUCACAUUCGUGGGGCUCCCUGAAUGGCAGCCUCAGCACAGCGUAGGCCCUUAAUAAACACCUGUUGGAUAAGCCA